Molecule: messenger RNA, 1536 nt
Organism: Nematocida parisii ERTm1
Lineage: Eukaryota; Fungi; Microsporidia
Exons: 1
Coding region: 1-1518 (505 amino acids)
Biological process (GO): proteolysis
Molecular function (GO): serine-type endopeptidase activity
Source: RefSeq, a predicted model, not a curated record
AUGAUAGCAGCAUACAGCAUAGUUCUAUUUCUUGGCAUUUGUCUAGCCAAAAGGCAUAUUGUCCUGCUUAAAGACGACCUCUCUGCAGAAAGCAUUCAAAGCCAUGAAGAGUGGAUAAAAGCCAGUAAUAUUCCAGAGCAUACUAUUAAAGGGUUUGGUGUGGGUGGAUUAAAAGGAUAUACCGCAGACAUUUCAGAAAGCGAGGCGGCACAGCUUAGAAAAAGAAGCGAUGUGCUUGUGGUUGAAGAGAAUAAAGAGUAUACAAUUCAGCUGAGCAUGGGCGAGUCUCUGUCGGCAGGAAUGCCCGACCUUAUGCUCACUCGAGAGGAGUACAAGCUAUUAUAUGCUCCUUCAGAGGUCAGCCCAAGCACAAUUUCAAUUUCUACAGAGCAUAAUAGGGAAGAUCUAUCUGCGCACGCCAAUGUAUUAAAAGGGAGAAGGCACUUCAGAAAGAAUCCAGUUAAAAAAAUAUUCCGGAAGCAUAGAAACAAGCCGCAUCCACUUUUUAAAUUCAGUUCAAGAAGAUUUUCUUCUACCCAAAGAAUCAAGUCAAAGCCCAUUAGCAUUACUCCAAUGCCCAUCCCACACACCAGAGAGCUGACAGGAGAGAAAGAGUAUGCAGCAGCAAUAAAGAAGCUGCACUAUCCAUUCACAGCCAGCAACUUAAAAGCAAGAGUGGAUACUCCGUGGGGGCUGAGCCGGCUAGCACAGGGCAGCAAGAUAUAUAGCGAAGACACUUUUGUAUAUCCAAAAAGUGCAGGCAGUGGGGUUUAUGUAUACGUGUUGGACACAGGGAUAGAGGACACACACGAUGAGCUAAAGGGUAGAGUAAAGAAGGGGAUAAAUAUUGUUGGCGGAAACCUUGAUGCAAUGGAUGACCAUGGCCACGGCACACACUGUGCAGGAAUAAUUGGAGGCAAGACAGUUGGCGUUGCUUCUAAUGCAACGCUAAUUCCUGUAAAGAUAUUAACCGAUGAGGGAAAGGGAAGCACAGAAUAUGCAGUUUUAGGAUUAAUAUAUGCAAUGAAGUCACAUCACCAGAGAAUUAAAACAGAAAAGCACCCAAAGGCUAUAAUCAACAUGAGCCUUGGCGGGGUUAAGAGUGAAGUACUAAAGGAGAUAGCAAAAAAAGCAGUAGGCACGGGACUCGUAAUAAUAGCAGCAGGGGGCAACAAUGCUUCUAAUGCAUGUGAGUAUUCUCCUGCCUCAAUUACGAAGGUAAUUACUGUAGGAGCUAUUGACAAAAAUGAUGAAAUUGCAGAGUUUAGCAAUACUGGUCCCUGUGUAGAUGUAUAUGCACCAGGAGUUGGAAUACGAAGUUCAUUCCUAAAUAAUACCAUGCGAGAACUAUCUGGAACAUCAAUGGCAGCCCCCCAUGUUGCAGGAUUAGCUGCCCUAUAUUUAGGAGAAUCUUACCAAUCUCCAGAGGAUCUAAAGAUGCUUAUUAAAACCGAUGCAUUUAAGUCAGAUCUAAUUAAAAUAGCAUCUGCUAAGGUACUUAACCUGCGCCUUGAAUAAAUACAAGUACAUUUAGCA